CCGCCACCGCCACCCUCCCAGCCCGCCGCCAGCGUCCGGCCGUCCCGCUGCGCUCCCGGGCCCCCGCAGGGGUUGUAGGGCCGGGCGCGGCCUCGAGGGGCGAGGGCGGCUGGGCGCCCGGGGCCAUGCGCUGAGCGCCCGGAGCAGCCGGCGAGCGAAGUUGGGGUGGAAGAUGAACAACGCCGAAAUCUCAAAACCACCAUUAGCACCGAAACCAAAGAUCAUUGGUCAUCUUUCUCCAGCACCUGUCUCCAAAUUUUCACCUUCACUGCCAAGAGCUGAUAUUCUUCAUAACCCGAACUCUGGGUCUAGGGGUCCCAAGCCACCAAUUGCUCCCAAGCCAAAAUUCUCAACUGACACUGAGGGAAAAUCCAGUGUUUCUACCAACAAUAACUUAAAUAAAUGUGCAAAUGGGAAACUGGUGUGUCUUGAUGGAGAACUCUGUGAAGGAAACCAAUGCAAUGCUAAUUGCCUAGAAUCUGAGGCAGAUAAUGAAUGCAUUGUAGUUCCUGAAGCUCAGCUGCCCAGCAAAGACUGCAGUGAUUUGGAACAUGAGCAUGAUCAAAACCUAGAUUCCUCUGUGGAAAAUGAAGUCUCAGAAACUCCAGAAAAGGCAGAGAAGGAAGAGGAUAACAUUUCUAGUGAUGAGAAUACCAGUAAUCGAGAAGUCAUCAAAGAUGAGCACUGUACCUCUUCAGAUACUGCUGAACCAAGGGAACCAGAUUGUGAGGAGUCAUCCAGAGGCUGUGACCAGUCCAAAGCACUUUGUGAGGAGUCCUUAGAUGCCCCAGAUGGGGAUAAUGAUGCUACCAAGAAAGCAGAUGAAGAUGGGGAUGCUGUACGUGAUUGUACUGAAACAAAAAACAGGCAAGAAACUUCUUAUAUCCUGGAACUGGUCAAGAACAGUAGUGAUUGUGAGACUGACAGUGAUAACAUUUUGAAUAGAGAUGAGAAACUAAUGGGUGAUACCUGUAGAGAUAUCAUUGCAAUGCCACUGCCUGCAGACGAAUCAAUCCCACCUUGUGAGAAGACAGGGCAAGAGGAGGAGGAGCAGCCUGAGAUUUUAGAAAUGGCAGAUGUGCAUCUGCCACAUAAUGAUGACCACAGUGUGCAUGCAGAGCUUGAUUCAAACAUGGAAGGGGACUUAGAAAAUGAUGACUGUGCAAGCCCUGACAUCCUGCCUGUGGAGGCCAGUGAAGAAAUGAGUCCUGGCUUAGAAUUGUGUGAAGAUGAACCCGGUGCCAAAAAUGGUUUAGCAGAGUUCAUGCAUCACGCAGCAGCUGAAGAGGAGGAAGUAGACCCAAAUGAGCACUAUAAUACAAACACAGGAAAUGCCAGUGAUGGCUGCCAGAUCACUGAGAGGAGAAGUGAGACAACAUCAGAGGUAGCCUGUGAAGCAAGCAAAGACCCUGGGAAAGGGGAAGAAGAAACUGUGAAUGCAGAGAAUAUGGAGGAUGGCUGUCAGAUUGCACCUUAUGAGAAUGAAUGUGGUGAGGAAAUACCUGUGGAACAUUCAGAUGAGAAUCUUCAAACAGAAGGGGCCUCUCUGCAUGAAGAUGGCAUGAUUUCUGGUAGUCUGCCUUGUAGUCUAGGGAUAAAGCCAGAGAUGGAAGAUGUGACUGUUGAAGAGCAUAGUGAAAAUACUGUAGAAGCCUCUAAGUCAGAUGAGUUGUGUCUCGGAGACAAUGAGGUGGAAGCAAACAACCUCAGCAAAAGUAUCCCAAGUUCACCUCAAGAGGUCACAUGUGAGGAAGACUUAGAAAUCUGUAAGCAUAGCAAAAUUAAUGUAGAUUGUGGGACCAAACAUGUUUUGCAUGAAAAUCUAGCAGUCCCUGAAGUGGUCAUUGUGACUGAUGAAUCAGAGGAAAGAGAAGCUAGCAGUGAUUCCCUAGAUGAUCCUUAUGUGCUUCCUGAAGAAAAUGAAAUUGUCCAUGAUGCACAGACUGAUUUAGGAGCUGAUCACAGUAAAAGGGGUGAAUUAGGCAUGGAUGGUGAAAACAACUUGCUGCCCAUGGAUUGUAAAAGUAUUGUCACUAGAACACGAUCUCUCUCUGGGAGAAUUCCAGGCUAUGUCCCAGAAACUGUUCCAGAAGAAACUGGACCUGAAACUGAUUUGCCCUCUUCCCAAAAUGGCUCUGGGACAGAAGACUUAAGCAAUAAUUCCUUUUUAUUGGAAGAAAAACCAGUGGAAGCCAACAGGGCUUUACCAACCAAGUCAAGACGCUUUAUUUUAUAUCCUCGAUCUUAUUCUGUUGAAGGGAGAGAGUUACCUAUCUCUGUUUACAGAGAAAGUGAUGUCUGUGUACUGGAUGGUGUUAGAAUAAAAAGGACAGAAGACAAUUUGUCUUUGCCUUGUGUCAAUGGUUCCUCAGGUAGUUUUUCCCAGGACAAUCAUCUCUCAUCAUAUGGCGUAUCUACUCCAUCCUCAGCUGUUGAUAUACCACCUCCAUUUGAACUUGCCUACAUCACCAAAAAGCCAAUCACUAAAAGUUCACCCUCACUUUUGAUAGAGAGCGACUCACCUGCUAAGUAUUCCAAGAAAAAAAAAUCUUCUUUUAAGAGGUUCCUUACUCUAAAGUUCAAGAAGAAAAGUGAAAAUAAAGUCCAUGUAGAUGUUAAUGUUUGUUCUUCAAGGUCCUCAUCAGAGUCCAGCUAUCAUGGGCCUCCCAGGGUGAUGGAGCUGGAAGGGAGGAGCCUAAGUAGCUCACCUCAGCUAAAAUCACAUGUGGGGAAGCUCCGUGCAUCUGAGUCUCCCUCGGCUGUUCUUUUCUAUAAGGAUGGUAAAAAAAAAGGAACGCCCAAGUCCUUCAGCAGGAGUGUGUCAAGGGUGGAGUCCUUUGAGGACCGGUCCAGACCUCCUUUCAUGCCACUCCCAUUAACGAAACCUAGGUCUAUUUCUUUUCCCAAUGCCGACACUUCUGACUAUGAGAACAUUCCUGCUAUGAGCUCAGACUAUGAAAACAUACAAAUUCCUCCUCGGAGAUCUACCAGAGCAGGAACUUUUACCGAGUUUUUUGAAGAUCCCAGCAGAGCAUUAUCUGCUGCUAAUGAGAAUGAUGGCUAUGUGGAUAUGAGCAGCUUCACUGGCUUUGAGAACAAGCAGCAAAUCACAGACCAGGAAACAGAAAGCGCCUACACUGAGCCCUACAAGGUGUGCCCAGUCUCUGUGACACCAAUGGAAGUUGUCACAUCAGAUGAGGAACAAAAGAGUUCAGAAGAUGAUGAGAGCAGCCUUGGCGAUCCCAGUCUUACCAACAAGAAGGAAGGCCAGUCUAGAGCUUACCUCAUUGCCCAGGAGCUAAUGUCUUCAGAAAAAGUAUAUGUGGAAAUGCUCCGGUUGUUACAUAUGGAUUUCUAUGAAGGUAUCUUGAAAGUGCUUGGAGAUGAUGAUGAAAAUGAACAAGAAGAAAUUAAACUUAAACAGGGUUUAAGUGAACUCCCUGAAAUUUAUGAAUUACACCAAGACAUCCUGGAAGAACUGGAAGAGAGAGUCCUUAAAUGGGAUGAACACCAGAAAGUUGCUGAUGUUUUUCUCUCCAGAAAAUCAAGGUUAAAUCACCACACAGCAUACAUUAUGCAGUUUGACAGGAAUUUGGCUUUGCUAGAUGAAACGUGCCUUAAAUAUUCCCAACUGGCUACCAUGAUUCAGGAGUUUGAGCAGAGCUCUGGUGACAGCCCUUACAGUGUGAAACACCAGCUUCUGAAAGUGGUACACCGUGUCUUCCAGUAUCGUGUGAUGCUCACAGAUUACUUGAAUAAUCUUUGUCCUGAUUCUACAGAGUAUGAAGCUACACAAGCUGCCUUAUUCAUAGUUUCUGAAAUCACGGACCAAGCCAAUGACAGCAUGCUCCAAGCGGAAAACUUGCAGAAGAUAGUACACAUUGAACACAGUGUGAGAGGGCAGAGCGGCCUCCUCCAGCCAGGAAGGAUCUUUGUUAAAGAGGGAACACUGAUGAAAGUCUCUGGCAAAAACAGGCGUCCUCGACAUUUGUUCUUGAUGAAUGAUGUUCUGCUGUACACAUAUCCCCAGAAGGAUGGCAAAUACCGACUAAAAAACACCUUGCCUAUGUCAGGCAUGAAGGUCAGCCGCCCAGUGAUAGAGAAAGCCCAAAACAUCCUGAAGAUUGAAUAUGAUGAACAUUGCCUGAUCCUGUCAGCAAGCUCUUGCUCAGAAAGGGAUGACUGGUACAGCUGCAUCAGUAAACACAUCCCAGAUGACUGCAAAGCUCACAAGACUUCGACUUUCCACAGCAGCGUGGAGCUAAGGGAAAGGCUUGGAAUACCUUUGGGUGAGAGGCCUCCUACACUGGUGCCCGUGUCCCAUGUCAUGAUGUGCAUGAACUGUGGCUGUGACUUUACCCUCACUUUGAGGCGACAUCAUUGCCAUGCCUGUGGGAAGAUUGUAUGUCGAAAUUGUUCAAGAAACAAGUACCCCAUGAAGUACCUCAAAGAUCAAGCAGCCAAAGUCUGUGAUAGCUGCUACUCAGAACUUAAGAAAAGGGAGCGUCCACUAAGUGUGAGCUUCCCUCCAACUUCAUCCAGGUGUUCAAGCAGUGCCUUCUCCUCUGUCUUCCACAACAUUCAUUAUUCAUCUUUUAAGAAACAGAAGAGAAUCCCUUCAGCUCUCAUGGAGGUGGCAGCCUCAGGAGAGGGAGCUACCAUCAGUGGUUACCUCAACAGAUGUAAGGGAGGCAAAAGACACUGGAAGAAACGCUGGUUUGUUAUCAAAGGCAAAGUCCUCUACACCUACAUAGCAAAUGAGGACAAAGCUGCUACAGAAAGUUUGCCUUUGUUGGGUUUCACCAUCACCCCAGAAAAGGAGGAAGGAAGCGUGGAUACAGUUUUUCAUCUCUACCACAAGCAGACGCUCUUUUAUAGCUUCCGAGCAGAGGAUAACAAUUCAGCACACAGGUGGAUUGAAGCCAUGGAAGAAGCAUCCAUAUUAUAGCAGCUUUCACUCACUGAACUUGGAAUAAAUUCUCAUAUUCCUAUACAUUUCCAGCAACCCUCUUCUGACCUAUGAAACUGAACAGUGUAUUGCAGGCCCACUGGCCACAUACACUGGAUCUGAACUGUUUCCAUUAGCUCUUUUUCUUCCUUCUUCUUACAUCCGCAUUGCUGCAAAUGAAAAUUUCAAGAUUAGAGAUUAUUUACGGUGAUCUUUAUGUCUGUGCAAAUUCAGCCUGUGCUACAAGCUUCUCUUCUGAUCUCACAGUAAACUAAGUCUAACAUCAAGACCAGAAAAUACAUUGAAAUAUUGACUACCAGAGAACCAGACUACUGAGAACCAGACUCAGUUUUAGUUACUCUAGAGCACUAUUGUAUUUCAUUGGGUUGGUUUUGAUAUCUACCUUGACCUGAGAAACAAUGCAGUAAACAACAAAUCAUCAUUUUAAGCACUUUAUCAUUUUUAUUGAACUACAGCUUCAUUUUUUUCAUGUUUUUAAGGAGUUCUGUGUCCUGAUUUAUUACUUGUGCAUUAACAGAUGCCAGCAUGAAAUUAUGCCCUGCAUAUGCUAAAAUGCUCCCACAGAAAAUGAACAAACAACACAUUCUAUUUACCUGGUCUACCAACACUUCACUGACUAUGAUACAACAUAGUUACUUACUAUCAAUUUAUAUUUUUUCAUAAAUCACUGUAUAAUUUAUGUUCAAGGUUUAGUUUCAUAUCGCUGCUGUACUUUGAAAUGCACUCCAGUAGCUCUACAGAUCCAGAUGCUGAAUUAUAUCACUUCUCUCUAAAUACUUCAGACUCAAAGGUUAUUUUUAAUUUAUUAUAAACCUACAGACAGUGUUUAUUUAACACGUCUACCUAGUAGUGUUCAAUUUUUUAUCUAUUUAAAUACUGUGUCUGUAUUUUCAAAAUUCCUGUUGUUUCUGCUAUUCUUGUUAUGAAAAAUGUCAUCAAAAGUUUAAUCCACAUAACCAGCACAGCAUUUGAAAUAUGCUGGGUCGACUGAAAUGCACUUGUCUGAACCUGCUCUGCUGGAGUCAUUGGAACUCUCUGUGGCCACACCUGUCCUGUGUCAGACUGCUGCCAUGCACUACAUCUCCAGGGCUGAAUUCUCAGCAGCCAGCUGUGUCUGUGUGACUCCAAAGAUGUCGUGGUGCUUUAUACCAGCUGAGGAUAUAAAUCUCUGGAGUUUGGGAAGUGGAGUUUUUGGUGGGUUAGGUUUGGUUUUUUGGUUUUGUUUUGGGGGUAGGUUUUGUGGGGUUUUUUGUGGUUUUUUGUUUGGUUUUGAUUUUUUUAUUUUGUUUUUUGUUGGGGUGGGUUCCUUAGGUGUUUUGAGUGGGGGGUUUUAUAAAGAAGAUUGAGAAGUGAUGUUCUAAUCGUUGCAAUACAGUGGUUUUGUCUCAGUCAUAAUAUUUUUCCUCCAUCACAAUAUUUAACUGAGGAAUAGAAUGACAUCUAUGAUUAAAAUAUAUCUUUGUAUAAAAAUAACAUGCUCAAUAAUUUACUUACAUUAAAUUAUAUUGGUGGGAAUUUUUAUUACUUUCAUUUUUCCCUUUCUUCAAGAAACUUAAUGGAUAACUUAAUUUUUUACCCUAUUUUUUUUAGAUCUGUCCAUAUUUUUAAAGGUCUAUAAUAUAUAUCCAAAUGGUAAGAUAGAUCAGUUUAUCACCUGGAUAAAGAAGCUUAAAGAAACAAAUACACAUCUACCACUAAAUGAAAAUGUCAUUUUUGGGUUUUUUUCGUACAUCAGAGUCUGACCAUUCCAUUAAGCAUAUAUUAUCAUGUGCAAACAGAAACCAAGAAUGAGAAAAAUAAAACUUUUAUAUUCUUUAGUUAAUGCAUGAACAGCAAGGUUAACUCUUUGUUUUAUGUAAGAGCCAUGGCCUUGCUACCAAUACACUGUAAAAGUUUAUUCCCCCUUGAAAACAUUUUGCACUGACAAGAAAAAUAAGACAACAUUGAAUACAGAGCAAGUUCACUAACCAUGGUCUGAAACAAAAGUACACUACAGAAUGACAUUGUGAAGAUUUAGGUGCUGACAUUUAGUGACUGUUACAUAAAGCUUUCAGUUAGAAGCAGGAAAUUAACAUGAAAAUAUUUUGUUGUAAAAAGUAAGAUACAGUGCUAUUAAACAUUGGUUUAAGUCAUGUAGAAAAAUAAAAAGAGAAAAACAUAACUGCAGUUCUACAGGCUUUUCCUUUACACCAUUAAUAUCUUCUUUAAUUCCAGCUUUGCAGUUCCAGUUACUGUUAACAGACACUUGCUUAUUAAAUAGUUC
This is a messenger RNA of Poecile atricapillus (Black-capped chickadee), 7232 nucleotides long. RefSeq names its product FYVE, RhoGEF and PH domain containing 5 (gene FGD5). Gene Ontology annotation, cellular component: cytoplasm. The record is from RefSeq and is a predicted model, not a curated record. Lineage: Eukaryota; Metazoa; Chordata; Aves; Passeriformes; Paridae. The coding region runs from base 173 to 4948 and encodes 1591 amino acids. Gene Ontology annotation, molecular function: metal ion binding; guanyl-nucleotide exchange factor activity. The transcript is spliced from 21 exons.